AUGCAAACGCCUCUUCAUUCCGAAAAUCAUCGGUACAAAACAGUAAAAUACAUUCGAAACGACGACGACGAUGAUGAUAAUGAUGACGAUGAAAAACAAUACUUGAGAAAUCAAUCGACUGGUAAUAAUACUCGUUCGAUGUCUUCCGGUUUAAGAAAUUCUAUACGUCAGCUGACGUCAUGUGCUUCAGCAAGACGCAAACCCGGUCGGAAUUCCAAUCAUGUCAAAUCCAUCAAUGAUUCAAAUCUUACAUACAAAGAUGAACAACGCAACGCAUCGGCAAAAUCCUCUUCAACUCAUAAACAACCCAAUCGUCCCGCACUUUUAUCCAUCCAAUCGCCUAGUCAUGACAUUCCACCAGCUCUACCACCACGGAAACCGUUGGAUAAAAAGAACAGUGCUCAAACAUCAUCAGCAAUAUUAAAUUCAACUGCAUUCAAUCAAUCUUCAACACAAUUAACAGCGAACAAUGUCAAUGAAACCUCUCCAAUAACAACUUCAUCAUCAUCAAUUCUACCUCCGCGUGUUUUACCUAUCAAACCAACACUUUAUCUGGCUCAAACGAUUAGUACUAGUUUGGUAAAUUUAAUGGGCACAGCAUCGGAUUCAAUCGGUGUUAAUAAUUCUACACAAUCGACUAAACAAGAACCUCGACUACGUAAACAUAGCGUCUUCAGCUUCUUACAGCGUAUUUCAACGGCACCUUCAACAACGGUCGAUCGAUUAGGCUUGUUCGAUCCACUAUCCAAUAUCAGUACAAAUGGUAUGGUUGAAUCACCUUCAUCACAUCGAACAGUCUUCAAUGGCAGUGCUAUGUCGAUUCCUUAUACGAAAUCAAUCAAUGAUUUCACUUGGUGUUAUGAAAGUUCUAACAUGAAUUCGAUUUCCACGCGAACAAGUGUUGAUGAAUGUUUACCACAAUUAGAAAUUGAUGAUAAACCGUUAAUCUAUCGACAGCAGUUCGAAUCAACUGAACAUUUUAAUUGGUAUGGCACGAGUGAAAGUCAAGGACAUGUUAUUAUUUCAUAUAAACAUUCUAUUGAUCAGAAUAAACAACGAUCUGUAAUGUCAAUUGUUAGAACGCGACAACGGACUCUGAUUGAAUCGUUCACUGAUAUCCCAUCAUCAAUGGCUCCAAGUGAUAUUUUACAUCGUAUAUGUGAACAAUGUGCUAUCAAUGAUGUCGAAUAUUUCGAUCCGGUGCUAUGCGAUGGAGCACAUGAUUUAUUAUUAAAAUAUGAUGAAUCACAUGUAUCGAAUCAGCAUAAAUUUGGAAUCAUCUAUCAACGUGAAAAUCAAUUGAGUGAAGAAGAUAUCUUCAGUAAUGAAACGCACAGUGUAGCCAUGGAUAAAUUCUUAAAUUUAAUUGGAACACGCGUGAAACUAAAAGAUUUCCGAGGAUUUCGUGGUGGUUUGGAUGUCAAAUGUGAUCAGACAGGAGUGGAGUCAGUCUACGAACAAUUUCAUGAUCAUGAAAUUAUGUUUCAUGUUAGUACAUUGCUACCACAUUCGAAAAGUGAACGACAGCAACUAGAACGAAAGCGUCAUAUUGGCAAUGAUAUCGUUGCCAUUGUCUUUCAAGAAACCGAAACAUUAUUCAAUCCCGAAUGUAUCGCAUCGCAAUUUCUCCAUGUUUAUCUCGUUGUUACGCCAUUAGACUCAACAGGCAAUGAAUUCAAAGUUUCAGUUAUUCAUCGGGAUAGUGUCCCACCCUUCGGACCAAACUCGAAUCUUUCCACAUCGUUCCACUGCGAUCAGAUCUUCAAGCAAUGGAUAUUAACGAAAUUAAUCAAUGCUGAAAUGGCGUCGUGUCGUGCUAGUACAUUUCAAAAAUAUCAAGUAAAAUUAAUUCGAUCUGAUUUGUUCAGAAUAUACAGUUUUGCUUUUAUAGGAACGAACAAAGAUGACUCUGUUCGAAAACUUAUAUCUCAAUAUAAACAUGAAUGUGAACUUGAACAACAGCAACAUCAACGUGAAGAAACACAAAAUAACACUUUGAAAACACCAGAUCGGCAUGGUGAUAGUUCACUGCUCGGUUCCGUUCGACGUCGAUUCAUUGCACCGAAACUACGUGUGCAAAAUCCAGCAUCAUCUCCUGCAACAACAAUCAUCGUUACUACACCACCUUCGAACGAUGCACGAACGAAAACACGUUCGAUGACGAUGGACUUACGACGAAGUGCAUCACGAGAGUCAAUCACAACGAACGGUCAUGGAACAAGUAAUGGAAAUGGUAGUGGAAAAAUGGCUUUGUUUUUUUCAUCGUCGAAAAAUAACAGUCCACGAAUUGAUAAAUCAAUGACCAAUCGAUCUCUAGCUGAUCCAGAAAAUCUCGAUUCAUCGUCCAGCUCACGUUUUAACAGCAAGUUAUUAUCACCAGCAACUUGUCCGUCUUCUCCAUGGACGCCUGGACCUUCGAAUGGUUUUCUAUCAUCUCCAACAACUGAAUUAAGUCCUAACGUUGAUUCUUCCUCUCAAUCGACAUCGAUGUUAAACACAUCGUUCAGUUUCAAUCAUAAAUUUUCAUCAGAGGAUACUGAUAAUGAUAAUCACGUGCAAUUAAUACCUGAAGAUCUCCAAGCAUCAUCAAAAGAGGAAUUAAUCAAAUGUGUUCUUGCUUUGCAACAACAACAUUCGAAUAGAAUCGCUCAAAUGGAUCAAAUUCAUUCGAAUGCUCUACGACGCUUAGAACUGCAAUUAAUGCAACAACAAAAUGCUAUCGAUCGAGAUAGUCCAUAA
Molecule: messenger RNA, 2739 nt
Organism: Adineta ricciae
Lineage: Eukaryota; Metazoa; Rotifera; Eurotatoria; Adinetida; Adinetidae
Source: the annotation of a GenBank genome assembly